Molecule: messenger RNA, 1621 nt
Organism: Sphaeramia orbicularis (orbiculate cardinalfish)
Lineage: Eukaryota; Metazoa; Chordata; Actinopteri; Kurtiformes; Apogonidae
Gene: gemin8
Product: gem (nuclear organelle) associated protein 8
Exons: 4
Coding region: 135-740 (201 amino acids)
Biological process (GO): spliceosomal snRNP assembly
Cellular component (GO): SMN complex
Source: RefSeq, a predicted model, not a curated record
CAAAGGCUGCUGGGAAAUUUUUAUCCAGGAAGUAUUUUAACUGAAGCAACGCAGCAACAGCAAGACUACAGGCCUACAAAUGGUACAUUAACAAAUCAUCUGUGAGAUCCAGCGGACUGCAGACAUCUCCAGUUAUGGAGGACAUAAACACUGUGAUGUCCUGGUUUUCCAGCCCCGUGUAUAACCGCUACUGGCAACACUACCAACAGGCAAUGGCCUGGCACCAGAGACACAGGCGUGCCUACUGGAAUGCCUUGGAGGCUGCCUAUGGCCCUGGGAACUACCAGCAUCAGUAUCCCAGCAGCUAUGAAAGCUACACCAGCUGGCACACUGGAGAGAGUGACAGCAAAGGGGCAGACAAGAUGGACAAGGACAGUAGCUCAGACAGCAACAUCGAGUGUGAUGUUAGUAAUAUGGAGAUCAGUGAGGAGCUAAGACAGUACUUUGCACAGACAGAGAGACACAGAGAGGAACUCAAGAAGCAGCAGCAGCAGAUGGAAGUGGAGCAGCAGAACAGCUAUGUGCCGGCCGACCAGGACUUGCACGCCCUCUCCUGGCGAAGCAGCGUGGCUCCACCCUCCGAACGGCCUGGUGAGCGACGAGGGGCUGAGAUGAAGAAGCUGUAUGGCAAUGAUGCAGCCAAGAUCUUAGCUAUGGAGACGGCAAUGCAGCUCACUUUUGAUAGGAACUGUGACCUCAAACAGCCCAAAUACUGGCCUGUAAUCCCACUGAAACUCUAAUGGCCACAGGACAAGCUGAAAACUGUUUGACAUGAAGGAGACCCCUGCUCUGUUCUCUUGGUGAGACAGCAGCCUUGUCAUGUAAUGGAUAGUGGCUGUCAGUGCUGCUGAUGUAGAACUAAUGUCUUGGGUUAGCUGACGGUUACAGUUAUUUUAAGAUCAGAAAAUUGCAUAAAUUAGCUAAGCUUAAGCUAAGCCAGACAUGAAUGUUUCUGACCUCUCAGCUAUUGCUUCAUAUGAGUUUGUAAAGGACAAAUGAUCAAUGUACAAGUUAUUUUUUUACUUCUGCCAUAGAAAAUGUGAAGACAAUACUGCUACACAUACAAUGAAUUGAGUAGUUUUAAAUAGUCUUUGUUAUUCUUAUAACAAAAAAAAAAACAAAACUCAAAAUACCAGCAACAAGAAGGAAAAUUAGCUGCAGUUGAGUGUCAGAGGUACAGUAAAACUGAUCCCUCAGGUGAUGCAAAUAUAUUCAAAGUACAUGUGCCUAUGUGUUUCCUCGAAAUCAGUUUGUGUUUACCCUCUAGCUUGGUGAUGUUUCAUGCUGCAGUAGCUCCUCUUGUGCCUGUCAACUCAGUUUAACCAUAAUAUUUGCCUUCUUUUCUUCUGUGCUGAAAUUUAGCAGCAUUCCUACAUGGCUGCUUUUGAUUUUCCAUUUUUGGAACAACACAAUGAAGGAUUUGUUGUUACUUCUAAACUGUGCAUCUCUGGUUCUGACAUUUCAUUUAGUUCAAAGUGAUGGUUCCUCAGGAGACACGUUGACUAUUCUGUUUUAUCUUUUGUGUUCACCACCCAGCACUUUGCUUUGUUUUUAAAGGUAGACCUGUGUGUAUUUUAAUUUAAACCAUGUUCCUAAUAAAGUGUUUUAUACUUGAACAUAA